Fusarium verticillioides 7600 is the source of this 1238-nucleotide messenger RNA. RefSeq lists its product as hypothetical. The transcript has a single exon. Bases 278 to 892 code for a protein of 204 amino acids. The record is from RefSeq and is a predicted model, not a curated record. NCBI's taxonomy places the organism in Eukaryota, Fungi, Ascomycota, Sordariomycetes, Hypocreales, Nectriaceae.
CCCGGAAUAAAUGGAUAUUCCCGUCAAGUAGUCCGGGCUUCACCGGAACAUCCUUCUCCACUUUCGGUGUGCCGACCGGCAUCCCAAUUCAGGCACCCUAGACCGGCACCGGCAAACGAGUGCAUUAUCUCAUCAAUGUCCAAGUCAACUACAGGGCGUACUCUCCCUAUAAAUAACUAGUGAAUUACUGUCGCUUGAAGACGAUAGACAAGCAUCAUUCACUCAUCAUUAUCAUCAUCAUUAUCAUCAAGAAAACCCCUUCCAGUUCACUGUCAAAAUGAGCAAGAUCUCCGACUUUGACCUCCUCUCCUUCGACGUCUAUGGCACUCUCAUUGACUGGGAGACCGGCGUUUUGAAUGGCCUCAAGCCCCUUCUCCAGUCCAACAAUGCCGAAAUAUCUCGGGCAGAUCUUCUGAAGAUCUAUCAUGAGGCUGAAGUUGCUCAACAGGAAAAGACUCCUGACAUGGAGUAUUCUGAACUUCUGACCACCAUCCACCCUCAUGUUGCAGAGCGUCUCGGCUUCCCUAAACCCACACCUGAAAAAAACAAGGCCUUUGGCGAUUCAAUUGGAUCAUGGCCUGCAUUUCCUGACACUGUUGAUGCUCUUCGUCGACUCGGCAAACAUUACAAGCUCGUUGUUCUGUCUAAUGUCGACCGCGAGUCCUUCUCCGGCAGCAAUGCAGGUCCUCUUCAAGGCACUCCCUUUGACCUGAUCAUCACUGCACAAGACGUUGGAAGUUACAAACCUAACCUGAACAAUUUUAAAUAUAUGCUGCGGGAAGUGGAGGCCAAAUUUGGUAUUCCCAAGGAAAAGGUGCUUCAGACUGCGCAGAGCCAGUUUCAUGAUCAUCAGCCCGCAAAAACAGAUGGGCAUCAAAUCAAGCUGGAUUGAGAGACCCGGAGCUAGUAUGGGCAACACAAAGGAUCCCGUAUAUAACUGGAAGUUUGCCACUCUUGGGGAUAUGGCUGAUGCGCUGGAGAAGGAACUUGCUGGCCAGUAAAUAAGCCUGAACUUGAUGUAAAUCAUGUAAUGUAGGCCAGCUAUGGAAAAACUGUUAAACCCUUAAUCUUUACAUAGUCCGUCCACUUCAACUCAACGUAUUCAAGUAUUUAGCAAAAGUCAUGAACCCUUCUCAACGUGACUCAGACUGAUGCCGAGCCAGUCUCGAAUGUAAAGCCAGAAGCCGCGUUAGUUUAUGACAACGGAGCUAAAUCAAAACCAAGUCUUUAUAUCUGGC